Messenger RNA from Chaetomium globosum CBS 148.51, 372 nucleotides. RefSeq lists its product as uncharacterized. Lineage: Eukaryota; Fungi; Ascomycota; Sordariomycetes; Sordariales; Chaetomiaceae. The record is from RefSeq and is a predicted model, not a curated record. The transcript has 2 exons. Bases 1 to 372 code for a protein of 123 amino acids.
AUGCACUCAGACCCACGCAUUAAGGGUUCGGAUGUGGGCGAGUUCCAACCCUUCCGCUUCCUCCUCGCCACCAUCUCCCAACACAAGAAGCAUAACCCGGAACAGCAACAACAACACCGGCCCGCAAUGUCCACGGGAACACCCACCAUCACCCCGCUGCCUUCCGCGCUUUCGCGGCGGAAAACCCCUCUGCCCCGGCCGCCACUUCGCCAGCUCUUGAUCCAGGCCUUUGUGGCGCUGCUGGUGACCCGUUUGAUAUCUCCGCUACUAUACUACUACGACGACUACUACUACUACUACUACCGGCAAAACUACUACUUCCUGCGACAGGGGCGAUUACAGUGCCCUGGCAAGGAGGACGGGUUAACUUAG